Messenger RNA from Diabrotica balteata, 1434 nucleotides. Lineage: Eukaryota; Metazoa; Arthropoda; Insecta; Coleoptera; Chrysomelidae. The record is from the annotation of a GenBank genome assembly.
AUGGUUAUCAGAAUAUCGUGCGUUAUUAUAUUUGGUAGCGGCAUUCAUGAUGAGUGGCAGGAAACAUCUCAGAUUCUUCAAACUGUAUCAAGUUCUGCCUACAAUGUUGAGAAUACAAUGCAACUAUUUAAAUCUUUUGAACCAUCGUCAUCGCAGUUGUUGUUAAAGAGCAGUGUAAAUUCCAAUACUUUCGCUGAAACCAUAAAGUUUCCUAUAAGACUAGCACAAAUAUUCAGUUAUUUCCCUAUAUACAUCGGAAAACAAGACGAACCGUUGAAAUUUAAAUGGCUAUACUGGAGAAUGGGUUAUUCAUGUGUAUCUUUCCUACUCUUCGUAACAGAAUUCAUUUUUGUCGUUGUUGAGGCAUUUAAAAACAAACUAACGAUAAUAGACAUAAAAGUCGUUGUUUUUCACCUAGGAGCUGUCGUACAGUACAUAUUAUUCUUCAAACUGACCUACUGUUGGUCUAAAUUUAUAAAGGAAUGGAGCAAAGUGGAGUUACACAUGAGAAACUACGAAAUAAUAGAAAAUUUGAAGUUAAAAGUGGCCUGUUUGGCUAGUAGUAUUAUGUUUAUUGCAGGAGUGGAACAUGGUUUGGUCAAUGCUUAUAAAUUAAAAGAUUGUUUUGACAAGGAACCAACAGCUAGAGAGGCAUUUCAGACUUUUUUUACUUAUGCUUAUGAACAUAUUUUUCAUGUUAUAGGAUAUUCAUUUUGGUUAGGAAGCCUUAUACAAUUUCUAAAUUUACAAAGGACGUUUUAUUGGAGCUACACUGAUGUUUUUGUGAUGCUUAUGGGUUCAGCAUUGACCUACAGACUAAAACAGUUAUCACAGAAAAUAAAGGAGACAACAAAAAUUAGGGUGAAUGACAUGGUCGUUUGGAAAACUCUUAGAAAAGAUUACAUCCGCAUUUCAGAGCUCUGUUUCAUCGUCAACGAAAAACUAUCAGGAAUUAUAAUAGUUUGUUUCCUGAUGGACCUAUACUUCGUUUUAGUUCAAUUAUACGGUAGUUUGCGAAACAUGGAUAGCGUUAUAGAAAAAGUAUACUUCUUUUUGUCAUUUGGACUACUGCUGUUGAGGAUAUUUUGUAUGUGUAUAUAUGGAGGAGCAGUUUACGAGGAAUGGAAAAAUAUUAAAUUCCAUUUGAGUACCGUCAGUACGUCUGCGUACAAUGCGGAGAUGAGGUUCCUACAAUUUUACGGGAUAGGGAAAACUGAAGUUGAUGUGGCCCUUGUACAAGUAGAAAAAGCAUUAGCUGCCCUAAAUGAUGACUGUUCUAAUAUAGAAGAUGAUGGAGAUCCAGAUUAUGAAGAGACUGAUAUGUCAACAUCGGAUGACAAUGAAGUAGCAUUAGAAAAAGAAGAAAUUCCUCAAAAGAUUAAAAAGUGUAAAAACAAUAAACUAUCUGGAAGACUUGAAAAGUUAAACCUCUAA